AUGACCCCGUGCUGGGAUUACAGUAUGCCCAGCAUUACUGUACCAGUUUGGUCACUAAUGCCCCAACUGUUUGCUGACGCUCUAAUUGUCGGUAUCACGGGGACAUUUUUGACAAUCUCUCUGGUCAAACUAUUCGCAAUCCGAUACAAGACCGAAUUGAACUAUAAUCACGAACUCACCUCUUACGGUGUGAUCUCAAUCGCGUGUGCAUUUUUUGCAAGUUUCGCUCCAGCCGCCAGUGUUUCCCGGAGUGCAGUCUGCGAAGGUGCAGGAGCACGUACACCGUUAAACGGAAUAGCCAGUUCAGUACUCAUCGUUUUCGUACUGCUCUAUUUGGGACCGUAUUUCUCGGUCACACCCACGAUUUGUCAGACAUGGUAUUGUUUCGCACUUGAUAAAUUUGCUAUAGCAUAUCGUCGUGCAACUCGUGUACCCCCAAAACCAAAUCCGAAUAUGUCCAUUUGA
This is a messenger RNA of Echinostoma caproni, 465 nucleotides long. Lineage: Eukaryota; Metazoa; Platyhelminthes; Trematoda; Plagiorchiida; Echinostomatidae. The record is from the annotation of a GenBank genome assembly.